GAUGUUGUUAUCACUCAUCCAAAAAGCUGUGGGGAGGAAUCAUAAACUAUGUGUGCUUAUUUUAGCACUGUGAUGAUUCCUGUUUCAAAAAAAAAAGAUUAAUUGUAUGACAGGUCAGUGUUGUUGUGGGAGGAGGGUCUGGGCAGGUGAUUGGUUGGAAAACAUCACUCCCUUGUCUGUUAGAGGGAGAGACUUUAAAACAGACCUACCUGAGCCAUUUGAAAUUUCUUACAGAGAGCUUUAACAAGCAGGUGAAAGAACAUGAGGAAAUACGGCUGGAAAGGUUUCAAGGAUUUAAUUUUCAGAAAUCCUGCAGUUGUCGACCAGGAUCCACAUGUGGAUGAUGGGGAUGAGAACACUGAACGUGGGAACUGGGCCAGCAAGAGGGAGUACAUCCUCUCUACAAUCGGCUAUGCUGUUGGACUGGGAAAUAUCUGGAGAUUUCCAUAUUUGGCCUACAAGAAUGGAGGAGGUGCCUUUCUCAUCCCCUACUUUGUGAUGUUGGUGGUGACUGGAAUCCCUCUUUUCUUCCUGGAAAGUGCCUUCGGUCAAUUCUGCAGCCAAGGUCCAAUUAACAUAUGGAGAGCAGUGCCUUUACUGCAGGGUGUUGGCGUUGCCAUGGUUACGGUGACACUAAUAGUAUCAAUUUACUAUAAUGUCAUCAUUGCCUACAGCCUGUACUACAUGUUCGCUUCCUUUCAGUCUCCUCUGCCGUGGUCCAGCUGCUUCAGCUGGGCUGACAGUAACUGCAGCACCACGCCUAUAGUGUCUUGUAAUGUAAGUGGCGUUGUAGUGGCCAACUGGACUCAGGAAAACAGCACUUGUCCUUCAUCUGAUGUGAUCACAGUUCCAGUGCAGAGUCCGAGUGAGCAGUACUGGGAUCGUGUGGCUCUGCAGAGAUCCAGUGGUCUCGAUGAAACAGGACCAAUAGUUUGGCACUUGGCCCUCUGUUUGUUGCUGAGCUCAAUACUUGUUGCUGGAGCGCUCAUCAGAGGCAUCAAGUCAUCAGGAAAAGUUGUGUAUUUCACAGCUACAUUUCCUUAUGUGGUGAUUUUUAUCCUGCUAAUCAGAGGUGUGACACUAGAGGGAGCCAGAGAUGGGAUAGAGUUCUACAUUGGCUCUCAGUCCAAUCUGACUAAACUGUCAGAGGCACAGGUCUGGAAAGAUGCAGCAACUCAGACCUUCUACUCUCUUUCUAUUGGCUGGGGUGGAGUCAUGACUCUUGCUUCCUAUAACAACUUUCACAACAACGUGUUUAAAGACUCAUUUGUGGUCACACUGACCAAUGCAGGCACCAGUGUGUUUGCGGGCUUUGCCAUAUUUUCAAUUCUGGGUCAUAUGGCUCACAUCUACAAAAUGCCCGUUGGACAGGUUGUAAAGGAAGGGUUUGGCCUGGCAUUCAUUGCAUAUCCAGAUGCUUUGUCUAAGCUUCCCAUUUCCCCUCUGUGGUCCAUUUUGUUCUUCUUCAUGCUUCUGACUGUCGGUCUGGACUCUCAGUUUGCAGGAAUAGAGGUGAUCACCACCUGUCUGUUAGAUGCCUUCCCAAACAUCUUCAAAUCCAAACGUGCCCUAUUGACUAUAACGACAUGUGCCAUCCUCUAUCUCCUUGGCCUGCCAUGUGUGUCACAGGCAGGAAUAUACUGGGUGACUCUAAUCGACCAGUUUGUUGCCAGCUGGGUGCUCCUAGUUUUGGCCCUCCUGGAGAUCAUUGGUGUCUGCUACAUAUAUGGAGGGAACCGUUUCAUUAAAGACAUUGAGAUGAUGCUUGGAAAUAAGACCUCCACUUUCUGGCUGUGGUGGAGAGCGUGUUGGUUCUUCAUAAGUCCCUGCAUCAUAGUGGUGAUCCUUGUCUGGUCUCUGAUGACAUUUAAACCACCUACCUAUGGAGAAGUCCAAUUUCCAGUCUGGGGCUUGGCUCUGGGCUGGUGCAUGGUUGUGUUCAUUCUGUUCUGGAUUCCUGCCAUCGCUGUGUAUAAGCUGAUGAGAGCGAAGGGAAGCCCCUGGAAGCGACUGAAAUCACUGUGUUCUCCGUCUGAAAAAUGGCAUCCCUACCUGGAUGUCCAUCGAGGAGAUCGCUACUCAGAGGAACGCUGCCGCCGCAGGAAAAGUGACUUAAAUAGACCAGAAGUAAAUGUAAAUGUAAUUUCUAGCUCAUGGCUUUAACGUGUGUUUUUGUAUGUUUACUCUCUUCCCUUUGGUGGAACAGCAUCACUCUGUGGACACCUUGUACUGAAAAUUAAAGCUGCUUUAACUGAUUUUUGACCUCCAGGAGGAAGAGAGUAACUCAAAUGCAAACCCAUUGCAGAUUACAAAUGUCUAAUGGCUGUUGAUUUCUAUUGUGGCCGUUGAAACAGAGCAACAUGGGCAUCCCAUUGUUCUCCUCCCUGUCAAGUACUCCACCUUUCAGAUACCUACAUUCACGUUUGUUUUAGCUGAGGUUUUGUAAAAAAAAAAAUAUCUGAGUCUCUUUGACUCUUCUUCAUUAGCCACAUUUACAUCACCUGCUGGGACAGGUAGUAUACAACAAGGUAAUGUGAGUUUAUGUGUUUACAGUAAAAGAGAGUGAGCCAUUUUAGUUCUCAGCCACACAGAUUGAAGAAGCAAAACUAUGAGUGGUAGCUGAAAGCUAGUUGGUACAAUAAUGGCAAUGCUUUCAUGUUAAAGGGAAUCAUUUGAUUCAAUUUAUUUAUCAAAAAAUGCUGCUUAAUGGGGCUUUAGAAUCAGGUAAUAUUCCUUAUUUUGUCAGAGAUCUAGGGUUUGUUAUUUAUUCACUGUUUUCACCUGAAGUGUUUAAUAUUAUAUCAAUAAUGAUGAUUUCUGUUCAUGCUUGUCUUUCCAUGUCAGGUACCACUUCUUGUUAAUUAGCUAAACCAUCUGUUCCUCACCUCUGAUAUUCUACAAUAAAUAACUUAUUUCUGCCUCUCUGA
This is a messenger RNA of Lates calcarifer (barramundi perch), 2927 nucleotides long. It is a transcript of the gene slc6a14, whose product is annotated as solute carrier family 6 member 14. Gene Ontology annotation, molecular function: L-proline transmembrane transporter activity. Bases 262 to 2163 code for a protein of 633 amino acids. The transcript is spliced from 15 exons. Gene Ontology annotation, cellular component: membrane. Gene Ontology annotation, biological process: sodium ion transmembrane transport. NCBI's taxonomy places the organism in Eukaryota, Metazoa, Chordata, Actinopteri, Centropomidae. The record is from RefSeq and is a predicted model, not a curated record.